UGAUGCUGGAGAAGCUGUGACUUAAAACUAAGAAUUCAAAACCACUUGUUAUCUCUAUGACUAAAAUAUUUUUGCCAAAGUCUUCCAUCCAACUCCCGUUGCAAUCUAUGUCAGUUAUGUUUUUGGGAUGUUAGAUGAUUCUUUGAGUUUUCUUUCUGGUGUUCGUGUUUUACUGUGUAGUUAUUCAAUAAUUUGUCUACUUUUCUCUCUCUCUCAAACCCUGAUAAUGCUUAUGAAACAAUAGAAGCUAGUAAUUAGUUUUAUUUAUUUCCCUUCAUAAGCUUUUUGGACCAUGAAAAUGCGAGAAUUUACAGCAGUUACUUGAGCAUUUCUAUUGUUGCCUUGCGAACAUGACCUUUGGAGCAUUUUAUAUGUAUAGGCCAUGUUAUUUGCAAUUAUGGAUUGACAUUUUAGUGAUCAUUCAUUCUUUGGACCAAAUGGAGUUGGAUCUUUUAGACCUUCUAAAGACUAUAUUGCAGGAAAGUUUAUUUGUUUUUCGUAACAUUAACGUUGAUGAAAUGGGGACUUGAAAUUUUCAGCAACUAUUAACAUCCUAAAAUUAUAGGAUUGAAUUAUAUAUUUGUCUAAUCUUCAUUGAAUGAAACAUUGUACCUUAUGUAGGAAGAUAUAAACCGUGCGCUAGGGUGAACUCUAAACAUCCAGGCAUUAGGACUGGAAAAAUUUGUCGUGGCCUGCCAAAGAAAAUUAUAUUAAAAAAUCUUGAGAGUUGUAUUUGCGGCAUUAUUUUUUCCUAUAAUCUUGUAUCUAUGUUGGAUAUGCUGUUUAUUUCAGUUUUGUUAAUUUCUAGGUUGGUUCGUAUCACGCAUCAUCAUUGUUGGUCGCAUCUAGACCUCCAACACCAGGAGUUGUAAGUCGAGGAAUUGGUCUUGAAGGUCUUUCUAGUGUCUUGGCUGGUCUUUUGGGUACUGGAACUGGCUUCUCAACUUUGACUGAGAAUAUACACACGAUUGCUGUUACUAAAAUGGGAAGUCGCAGAGCAGUUGAGUUGGGCGCUUGCAUUUUAAUUAUCCUAUCAUUUAUAGGUAAAGUUGGGGGUUUUAUCGCAUCAAUACCUGAAGUCAUGGUAGCAGCUCUCUUGUGCUUUAUAUGGGCAAUGCUUACAGCAUUGGGGUUGUCAAAUUUACGGUAUAGCGAGGCAGGGAGUUCAAGGAACAUUAUAAUUGUUGGCUUGUCUUUGUUCUUGUCCCUUUCAAUACCAGCUUAUUUUCAGCAGUAUGGUAUCUCUCCGAACACAAACUUGUCUGUUCCGAGUUACUUCCAGCCGUAUAUCGUGGCUUCUCAUGGUCCUAUACGCACCAAAUUCGGAGGGCUAAAUUAUGUGCUGAAUACAUUGUUGUCCUUUAACAUGGUGAUUGCAUUCAUAGUAGCUGUUAUUCUUGACAACACGGUUCCAGGCAGUCGACAGGAGCGUGGUGUGUAUGUCUGGUCUGAACCUGAGGCUGCUAGAAGAGAGCCUGCUGUCUGCAAAGACUACGAAUUGCCCUACAGAGUCGGCAAAGUUUUCAGGUGGGUAAAAUGGGUCGGGAUGUAAAUGGUUUUUCAUCGUCUCUUUUGAAGAUAUUCUGAUAUCGUCUAAUGCUGUAGAAUUAUUAUUUUUUAGUAUAUCCAAUGGAGAUGAGUUAUUUUGUGUACAUUGGAGAUGCAGAUUAGGUUCUUGUUUUCAUUUCUCGUGUUGUGAUGCUUAAAUUGUAAAAACAUGUAUGUUUAUUUUGA
Molecule: messenger RNA, 1734 nt
Organism: Olea europaea var. sylvestris
Lineage: Eukaryota; Viridiplantae; Streptophyta; Magnoliopsida; Lamiales; Oleaceae
Product: nucleobase-ascorbate transporter 12-like
Exons: 3
Coding region: 983-1552 (189 amino acids)
Biological process (GO): transmembrane transport
Cellular component (GO): plasma membrane
Molecular function (GO): transmembrane transporter activity
Source: RefSeq, a predicted model, not a curated record